Molecule: messenger RNA, 2050 nt
Organism: Monopterus albus (swamp eel)
Lineage: Eukaryota; Metazoa; Chordata; Actinopteri; Synbranchiformes; Synbranchidae
Gene: ywhae1
Product: tyrosine 3-monooxygenase/tryptophan 5-monooxygenase activation protein, epsilon polypeptide 1
Exons: 6
Coding region: 194-961 (255 amino acids)
Source: RefSeq, a predicted model, not a curated record
CAGUACGUACCCGGAUGAAGCCAGUCGCCAUCUUUACUCUAGCCUAGCGCUGCGCUACCGGUCGGGCGGAACACCACUCAUAGACCCAGUUGGUUUUUAGGAUCCCCUCACAAGAUUUGGCACACCACCUUGAUUUUCACUAAAGAUUUGUUAGUUUGAUUAGUUCGCUGCUCUACCUGCAUCUCGAUACACAAUGGGAGAGCGAGAUGACCAAGUUUAUCAGGCAAAACUUGCCGAGCAGGCAGAGCGAUAUGACGAAAUGGUGGUGUCAAUGAAGAACGUGGCAGGCAUGAAUGUGGAGCUCACAGUGGAGGAAAGGAACCUACUAUCAGUGGCCUACAAGAAUGUGAUUGGAGCUCGGAGAGCCUCUUGGAGGAUAAUCAGCAGUAUCGAACAGAGAGAAGAGAGCAAGGGUGGAGAAGAGAAACUGAAGAUGAUCCGGGAAUACAGGCAAACGGUUGAAAAGGAGCUGAAGUCAAUCUGUGGUGACAUUUUGGAUGCACUGGAAAGGCACCUACUCCCCUCUGCUGUCAUGGGAGAGUCUAAGGUUUUCUACAAUAAAAUGAAGGGUGACUACCACAGGUACCUGGCAGAGUUUGCCACUGGCAAUGACAGAAAGGAGGCAGCAGAGAACAGCCUGGUGGCCUACAAAACUGCUACUGAUCUAGCCAUGUCUGAGCUGCCACCCACACACCCCAUCCGCCUUGGUCUUGCCCUCAACUUCUCCGUCUUCUACUAUGAGAUCCUCAACUCACCUGACCGUGCUUGCAGGUUGGCGAAGGCUGCUUUCGAUGACGCCAUCGCGGAACUGGACACACUGAGUGAAGAAAGCUACAAGGACUCCACACUUAUCAUGCAGUUGUUACGUGACAACCUGACACUAUGGACUUCAGAUAUGCAGGGAGAGGCUGAAGAACAGAGCAAAGAGGCACUGCAAGAUGUUGAGGAUGAGACCCAGUGAGACUAUGCCACCGACAGCCAACAACUUGAGACCCUUUCCUCACACUCCUUGUCUCCCCCCAAAUCCUCCUCACUUCCUGUGAGUCACCUUCCUCUUCCCUUUCUCUCCUCCUCUUUCUCCCACCUCUGGAGCCCUGUGACCCAAUAGGGCCACAGACUUUACGGCAAGUUUAUUUUUCUUUUCUUUUUUUAUUUUUAUAUUAGCCCUUACAUCAUUCAAGUAAAUACCACUUAAUUGAGACAGGAAAUACAAUGUUAGAAAGAGUCCCUGGAUUAUUUUACCUUAUUUUUUCUGUCCUGGUACAAGCGGUUCUGAAACGUUAUCUUUGUUUUCAUUAUUUUUGUUUCUGCUUUUUCCUCAAUAUUUUUAUCAGUUUGCUGGAUGUAUUGAGAAUCUUUUUCUUAAUGUAAUUACAGAAAUUAACUUUUAUUACUGAUAAUGUUGACUAUUAGUUAUGGGAGCUGUUUUAUCUCAGUUUUUAGUGAAAUGUCAUGCAAAUCAUUUUACCUUUUUAUGGGCAAUUUGGAAAAGUACAAGUGCCCUUUUUUGUUGACAGGUUUUCAGAGGAAGUUGGCAAAAUUCGCGAUAUCCAUGUGGGGCAAAGAAGUGCUUAACUUUUAUAACAUAGUGAUUCUGUUGUGUUUUUCUAGUUGUCUUUGGACUGUAACUUGUGCUGAAAUACUGUAACUGUGCACACAUGCUGAAUCUCUGAGGGUGGGCUAGCUGGUGGUUUUAAUUUAAAAUUAAAAAAAAGAAUUGGGAGAUUUAUUUUUCACUUGUGUAAGUGCAGUGUCAAUUUGGCCCCGCUUCUCAACAGAGAGCCCCAAAGUCAAGAUUGUCCAUGCUUGCAUGAGUUAACACAUUUUCUUUUCUGCUGCUUCUCCCUAACUUUUCUCUAAAGAUCCUCUAGGUUCAAAGGGUUUAUUUUCUGUUGCCAUUCGCUUAGUUUUCUCUUCUUGUUUUGUUUCAUUAUGUGUAACUUGGAGCUGAUUUGUACUACUGGAUAUCUGACUGGAGCCACAGACAGGGAAUCUGUAUUGUUCUUACUGAAUCACAGCAUGGAAUUAACAUUAAACAAUCUAAAUUAAA